AUGUGGUUGCUAAAAUCCACAAAACCGGAGAACCAAAGGAGCUCCAGCAGCGGUUUGGCACCAGACAAAAUGCUAAUGAAGAAAGCAGAAGUGGUGCCGAAUGAGGAACAACUGCUGAUCGCAGAAUCAUCUCGAAUUUUGGCACUUUUUGGUGUGGCACUAGCAACAGCAUCAGCGGUGACUAUUGGAUUAUUGGUACCAAUGCUUUAUGGAUAUGCGCAACAGAAAUAUUCAUUGCUACAACCGGAAAUUGACUAUUGCUUAUACCAGUCCCGAUUACUGUGGGAUCAACUGGAUGAGGUUAGCUAG
Molecule: messenger RNA, 309 nt
Organism: Gongylonema pulchrum
Lineage: Eukaryota; Metazoa; Nematoda; Chromadorea; Rhabditida; Gongylonematidae
Source: the annotation of a GenBank genome assembly